UUCCAAGCCGUGAUCCUUCCAGAAAAGAGACCGGAACACGCGGUGGAAGUGAGCAUUUGAGUCACGGGUUGAGCCCGUGAAAUCGAAUCAAGCCUGCCUACCGUUUGUUGAAUGGCGGCACGGCUUGGUCACAACAAAAGGGUCCAAAUGCCCUUCACAUGCGCUUGUUCCUUGUGAUCCUCGUCCCUUUCCGCUAGCUAGCUGCUCAUCUUGAGCGAAUUGCCCGCAUAAACAAACUUGGAUUGGGCUUUCACAAAAAAAAAAAAAAAAAAAAGGAUCGGAUGGAUCAUCUCCCACCCACAACUAGCCAAGGCAUGGCUGCCCGGAUAUAAAGCACGCCGGAGUGAAGGUUUAUCGGCUAGCUUAGCUUCUUCUCAGCUCGCAGCUCUAGGCUGCCAUGAAGAAACCAAUGCUGUUUCUUGCGCUGGAGGUUCUGCUGGUCGCCGCUCUGCUGCUUCUUCCCGGCCGGUGCCAGGGGUCCCAGGGGGCCAACGCCAACCUCACGGUGACCGGCACCGUGUUCUGCGACGCCUGCUCCUCCAGCUCCUUCUCCAACCACAGCUACUUCCUGCCAGCCUCCCUUUGCUCGUUCGUCAGGCGUGAAGGUCAGGAUCGACUGCGCGAUCAGGGCGAGCUCGCCGUCCAGGGAGGAGGUCAAGAUCACGGCCGAGAGGACCACCGACAGCCACGGCGCCUACCGGCUCGACAUCCCGGCGGUCGCCGGCCUCGGGUGCACCACCGGCGGCGAGGCCGCGUCCUUCUGCCGGGCCGCCGUGCUGCACAACCCCUCGCCGCUCUGCGACGUGCCGGCCCUGACCACCACCGCCCGCCACAUCUCCUUCUCGUCGGCCCAGGACCCCGGCGCGUGCCUCUACAACCUCAACUCCCUCUACUACCGCCCGGGCAAGAAGGCCGUCCGGUGCGACGGCGCUGGGGCGUCGCCGGCGGCCGCGCUGAACACGUCGCUCUUCUACUGCCCGCACUGGCCGUGGCCGCCCAUCCCGUUCUGCACGCCCCGCCCGUGGUUCCCGCCCAUACCGUUCCUCACGCCGCCGCCGCCGGCGUUCCCGUUUCCUCUGCCGCCAUUCCCGCCGAUACCGUUCUUCACGCCACCGUCGCCGCCACCGCCGGCUUUUCCUUUCCCUUUGCCGCCGUGGCCAUGGACCCCGCCGGCGUCGCCACCUCCACCGUCGUUCCGGUUCCCUCAUCUGCCACCGAUUUUCUCGGCACCAUCUCCGCCGCCGCCGCCACCACCGCCUGCAUUCCCAUUCCCUUUGCCGCCGUUUCCACAGCUGCCUCCUUUUCCUCAUUUUCCGCCUCUGCCGUCGCUGUAUUCGCCACCGCCUCCUCCUCCUCCUCCGCCACCACCUCCGCCGCCUUCCUUCCCUUGGCCUUUCCCGCCAUUACCAUUCUUCCCUCCGACUGCAAGCCCUUCGGUCCCGUCUCCUCCACCUUCAAGGCAUUACCGGAAAGAUCCGACCACCUGGUCCUCUUCCAAAACCCAACCAUAAAUAAAGUACAACAAUAAUAAGUAGAGUACAUAAUAGUAAUUUGUUCUGCUCGUGUUAGGGGACGGAUAAUGGAUGUACUUGUUGUUUUAUGUGGAUAUAUAAUGGGUGUACUAGAUCUGUGCCUAUAAUUAUAUGUCAGAUUUGUAAACAAAAAGACUUUCAUUCCUUUUCUUUGAAAUGAAAAAUAUAUUUUUGUGGAAA
Hordeum vulgare subsp. vulgare (domesticated barley) is the source of this 1712-nucleotide messenger RNA. Its product is annotated as leucine-rich repeat extensin-like protein 3. NCBI's taxonomy places the organism in Eukaryota, Viridiplantae, Streptophyta, Magnoliopsida, Poales, Poaceae. The transcript is spliced from 2 exons. The record is from RefSeq and is a predicted model, not a curated record. The coding region runs from base 398 to 1528 and encodes 376 amino acids.